GCUGUCUUUUUCGGAGAGGACCUUGGAUGAGCUGACCUCCUUCCUCUCACAUGCGGGGCAGAAGGAUCCCGCCUGUCGUCUACAAGGCCGUUGGUUGGCGCCUUCGCCAAAUCCUGCUUUUGUGCGGCGGGCAGCCAUCGAGUUGCUGGCUGCCUGUGCAAAUGACGCCAAGACCAUAGUGGACAAGGCGUGGCCCCUGUUGCAGCAUCCGUGGGAAGAGGUGAGGAUCGCCGCUGUGACCGUGCUUGGCGAAACAGCAUCGGGAGAGUCGGGAGAUCAAGCAGUCAUCGCCGAGCUCACCAAGUGCAUACAAUCUGGGUCAGUUGCAAUGACACAGGCUGCGGUCACGGCACUUGGCAAGGUGGGCAAAGGCAACGAAGAGGUCAUCUCCACCCUCAGAUCAUGUCUUUCGCACGCAGACGUCUGGGUGCAGAGCAGCGUCCCUGGAGCCUUGAUGUGCGCAGCUGGCUCCAGUGCUCUGGAGGACCUCAUGAAGCUGAGCGUGCAUGGUGAUCCUGAGGUAGCUGAAGCCGCGAUGGAAGCCUUGCCUCCUGGAGAUGUCGGGGCCAUCGCCGCUCGGGCUUUGGACCACCAGGAUCCUUACAUCCAAGCCGUGGCCGGAAAGCUGCUUUUGAAGGUACAUCACAUGCCCAUGUGGACCAGUGCAGAUGCGUGUUUGAAGCUACUAGAGGAUGAGCCGAAACAUGCACCGGAGGUGCCCUCCGCAGAGAUCUUGGCAGCAGUUGUGGCAGCUGCACAGCGUCGAGAGCUCUCGGAGAGGAAGCAAAUCUGCAUCGGUUUUCUGUAUGCUCUCGGUGUCUGGCAGCAACACCAGGAGGCGAUUGACGUGCUGCAGCAGCUUAUCAAGGAAAAGCUUUGGCAACCUCUGGAUCAUGCCCAGGAGGCUUUGCGGCUCAUGCUCGAAAGGCCUAAGCCAAAGCUCAAGAAGAUAUACAAGGUGAAGUGGACUUCAUCCUUGCUGGAAAUCUCCGAGGGCGAACUGCCAUAUCCAUGUCGGGACGAUGAACAUGCCAAGUUCUGGAAUGCUUACAGAGUGGAGGGCUUCCAGGCCCAUCUCGGUCAGAGAGACACCCUGGAGACUGGCGAAGGGAGCUAG
This is a messenger RNA of Symbiodinium pilosum, 1117 nucleotides long. The record is from the annotation of a GenBank genome assembly. Lineage: Eukaryota; Dinophyceae; Suessiales; Symbiodiniaceae.